AGAUAACUUGAAACACAACAAUGGCGAAUGAAUUCAGCUAAAGAGUUAAUCUUUCCAUGGUAAUGAUCAAGAAGCUUACCUUCUUACUAACCCAUGCUCGAACUAUUGAUCACCUUAGAAAAAUUCACUCACCCAUAAUCACCCAUGGUCUUACCCAACUUGAAACCCUUUUGGCCAAUCAACUUCUUCUCUUAACAACUCAGUUUUCUAGGAAUAUAGCUCAAUACAUAACCAGAAUCCUUCACCAUUUACAGAACCCAGAUGCCCAUUUAUGGAGUUUUGCUGUUAGGUUCUUCUCCCAUAAUGGGCAAUUCAACACUGCAUUGUCUCUUUAUGUUGAAAUGCUUAGACUUGGUCUCUGUCCAAGCUCUUUUGCCUUGUCUUCUUCUUUGAAGGCUUGUGCUAAGAUUGGAGAUAGAUUGAGUGGUUGUUUGGUUCAUUCUCAUGUUUAUAAAUAUGGGUUUUGUGGCUCUGUUUAUGUUGAGACUGCUGUGCUUGAUUUUUACUCGAAAUCGGGUGAUAUGGUUAGUGCUCGAAAGGUGUUCGAUGAAAUGCCCGAAAGAAAUGUGGUUUCGUGGAAUGCGGUGUUAUCGGGGUAUUUGAGGUUUGGGAAUUUGAAAGAGGCUCAAAAGGUGUUUGUUGAGAUUCCUUGUAAGGAUGUUGUUUCGUGGAAUUCGAUGAUUUCGGGUUAUGCAAGAACGGGAGAUAUGGAUCGGGCGAUUUCUUUGUUUGAAGAGAUGCCUGAGAAGAAUUUGGCUUCUUGGAAUACUGUGUUGAGUGGUUAUGUGAGUUGUGGGUGUUUGGAGUUAGCAGGAAGCUAUUUUGUUGCAAUGCCUGUUAGAAACAAUGUUUCUUGGAUUACCAUGAUUUCGGGGUACUCGAAAUGUGGAGAUGUUGCCUCUGCUCGUUUACUCUUUGAUCAGAUUAAGAGAAAAGAACUUCUUUCAUUCAAUGCUAUGAUAGCAUGUUAUGAACAAAACAACCAACCAAAGGAAGCUCUUGAGUUGUUUAAUCAUAUGGUCAAAACAGAUUUCAACAUUCAGCCAGAUGAGAUGACUUUAACUAGUGUUGUAUCUGCUUGUUCACAGCUAGGUUAUCUGGAAUUCGGGUUAUGGAUCGAGUCAUACAUGAAGAAGAACGGGAUUCGAUUGGAUGAUCACUUGGCGAACUCUUUUAUCGAUUUGUAUGCUAAGUGUGGAAACAUUGAGAAAGCAUUUGAGCUAUUUCGUGGUUUAAGAAACAAAGAUUUGGUUGCUUAUUCUGCAAUGAUUUCGGGUUUUGGUGUAAAUGGUAAAGCAAUCGAGGCAAUCGAGUUGUUUAAAGAGAUGAAAAACGAUCAUAUUUCCCCGAAUUUAGUCACUUACAAGGGGCUUCUCUCUGCUUAUAACCAUGCUGGUUUAGUUGAAGAAGGCUACAAGUGUUUCGAUUCCAUGAAGGAACAAGGGCUAUUGCCUUCGGUGGAUCAUUAUGGGAUUAUGGUUGAUCUUUUAGGCAGGGGAGGAUUGUUGAAAGAAGCUCAUGAGUUGAUAAAGACUAUGCCAAUGCAGCCUCAUGCCGGGGUUUGGGGGGCAUUGCUUCUCGCAUGUAGAAUACACAACAAUGUUGAGCUCGGGGAAAUCGCAGCUAGGAAUUGCCUCAAGUUACAGCCCGAGAAGGCGGGCUAUUCGUCUCUCCUCGCCAACAUUUAUGCCUCGGCCGAGCGGUGGAAUGAUGCUGGGAGAUUGAGAAAUGUUUUGGACAGCAAAAUUCCUGGGUGCAGCUGGGUGGAAUCAUGUUAAACUUAGUCUUUUUUCGAGUUUUAAGAUCAAGCUUGGACUAAGAAAUGGCAACUGAAAACCAAAUUGAUUAUUAUUUGUAUUUGUUGGAUGAUGUAUACAAAAUGAUUACAUAUUACUUUAAUCUCAAGUGUAGUUCUUACAUUAAUCAAUAAAAUAAAAAUGGAAAUAAAGGUUAAGGAAAAGCUU
Messenger RNA from Cannabis sativa, 1964 nucleotides. Its product is annotated as pentatricopeptide repeat-containing protein At4g22760. Lineage: Eukaryota; Viridiplantae; Streptophyta; Magnoliopsida; Rosales; Cannabaceae. Gene Ontology annotation, molecular function: protein binding; RNA binding. Bases 57 to 1778 code for a protein of 573 amino acids. Gene Ontology annotation, biological process: RNA modification. The transcript has a single exon. The record is from RefSeq and is a predicted model, not a curated record.